Messenger RNA from Fusarium verticillioides 7600, 255 nucleotides. RefSeq lists its product as hypothetical. The transcript has 4 exons. The record is from RefSeq and is a predicted model, not a curated record. The coding region runs from base 1 to 255 and encodes 84 amino acids. NCBI's taxonomy places the organism in Eukaryota, Fungi, Ascomycota, Sordariomycetes, Hypocreales, Nectriaceae.
AUGUCAGCAACUUGGGAGCUUGCUGUCGUGGCUGGCGGCAGCUCGGGAAUUGGCUCGAGACACGAAGCGAGAGCACGACAAGCCAGAGACAAACUCACCAAAGACACCGGUAUCAAUGUUAGAAACUUUCAGCAAUUGGUGAUGGAUCUGUAUGAUCCCGUCAGCAUCACUCAUGCUGUCGAAGAGCUGAAGCGGAAGGAGACCAAACUGAAUAUUCUGAUCAAUGAUGCGGCCGCGGCUGUUGAGGGUUCGUAG